AUGUCUCGACCUCUGCAAACCGUGGCUCCUUUGAUGCGCCAGAUAUCGCGGCGCCAAUUUCUCACACCCAACGUUGCGCAGAUUAGACUAGCACCGCGGUCUACAAUACGCUCCAUUACCACUGCAUCCGGGACUGCCUCGCCUUCAAGACCCACCUUCCUCCGCCGAACAUUCGCAUACACCGCCCGCGCCCUUACCUUCACUAUCAUCGGAGUCGCCAUGGCUGUGUCACCCGCCUACCAAACCGUAUCGGGCUACAUGACGCCCGUGUCCGAUGAGGACACGCUGCAGAUGUGGACGCCCCCAGACGCAGAGACCCAGGCGCUCGAGGACCAGCUGAAAGCCAACGCGUACAUUCAAUCGCUGCGGCAGAACCCGACCUUCGUCGAGCACCGGCCGCACCUCAAGGUGCCGCCCGCGUGGCGCGCGCACAACCUGACGGGCGGCACGCUCAUGGGACCCGGCAAGGUGCCGAUCCCGCCGCUGGGGUUCAUCGACACGGCGGGCGACAAGAAGGAGUUCGUGCAGAUCAGCUUCGUGGGCCAGGACCUGUGCGGCCACCCGGGCAUCGUCCACGGCGGCUUCCUGGCCACCAUGCUCGAUGAGGGCCUGGCUCGGCCCGCCUUCGAGGCACUGCCGCACCGCGUCGGCCUGACGGCCAACCUGAACGUGAACUACAGGGCCCCGUGCAAGGCGGACCAAUUUGUCGUGCUCAAGGCCGAGGUGACCAAGACGGAGGGCCGCAAGGCCUGGGUCGAGGGCAGGAUCGAGACGCUGCCCGAGGGCGAUGAGAAGCCUGUGGAGCUGGCGAAUGCUACGGCGCUCUUCAUCGAGCCAAAGCAGGCUGCGGCUCUGCGCAACUACGCUGCGCCUACAGCUCCGACUACAUAA
Diaporthe amygdali is the source of this 891-nucleotide messenger RNA. Its product is annotated as thioesterase. The record is from RefSeq and is a predicted model, not a curated record. Lineage: Eukaryota; Fungi; Ascomycota; Sordariomycetes; Diaporthales; Diaporthaceae. Bases 1 to 891 code for a protein of 296 amino acids. The transcript has 3 exons.